Messenger RNA from Musca vetustissima, 1548 nucleotides. RefSeq lists its product as uncharacterized. The transcript has 5 exons. The coding region runs from base 1 to 1548 and encodes 515 amino acids. The record is from RefSeq and is a predicted model, not a curated record. Lineage: Eukaryota; Metazoa; Arthropoda; Insecta; Diptera; Muscidae.
AUGCUGAAACAUACAUCAAAUGCUGGCGGACCAGUUAAUGGUCAAGUACGCAGCGGCAACGGUAGCAACGCCACAGGACCGGCACGUAGUAUACAUUUGCGGCCACAACAACCGCUGAAUAUCUCAACCCUUAGUUCGGCCAGUUUACAAACAUCUGCCAAGACGGGUACACCAACCAAUACGACCAGUGUAAAUGGAGGACCACGAUUAUCGACGUUACUUAAUAUUGCCUCACUGCCACCCUUGCCACCACCGCCGACAACUGUGACCGCCACAAAUACCUUGCCACCUUUGCUACCACCACCUACAAUCAACGGAAAUGGUGGUACUACAGCGCCGGCUGCAACACCUGUUACCCCCAUCAAUAGUCAUUUGACACCGAAUGGUCUCAGUGGUAUUGGUAAUAAUUUACACACCUAUACAAAUCAGCAUAUUGCAUUGGCCAAUGUAACGACCAACAACAAUAACAACAACAACAAUGGGACUAGUUGUGGUGGUGGUAUGGCUGGCAUGGCCAAUGGUCUGGUUAACCACACCAAUCCGGCGCACAAUACCACCCAACACACAAAUUACACCAAUUAUACAAAUCCCAAUAUGACCACCAUACACAAUAAGUCAAAACAUGGUCCGGGGCCGCGGGAAGCUCUAACCAGUUUGGGUCUGCUGUGUUUGGUUUCCUUACUCCUGGCUUUGUUGUCCUUAAUUUUCCUGCUUAAAAUUUCACCAAAUGCCAGAGAAGAUGCGUUGACCCGUAGUUCACCCGAGGAUUUUAUAAUUGUCUAUGAUGUCACACUGGCCCUGUGUGCCCUAUCGCUGUCGCUGAACCUGUGCUGCCUGUUGGUGUGUGCAAUACAAUUUCUAUUUGCUGUUAAGCUGGUCCGCUCACCCAUGUUUGAUGGAAGAGAUAAUCGUUAUUUGGAAAAGUCCAGCACAAGUCGCACCUGUGCUGUGGGUGGCUUUUUUAUAUCAAUACCCAUUUUCCUGACAGGCAUCAUCUUAUAUACCUUCAAUCAUUUUCACUCUACCCCCGCCAUAAUCACCAGUAUCCUAAUCGGUAUUGGCAUAAUAUUUUGUGGUGCUGCCAUGGUCCAUAAUGUUUUCGUUUGGCAAAAGGAGAAAACGAUUAGCUAUCGUAGUCCAACAUCAGCGGCUGCUGCUGCUGCCGCCGCUGCAGCAGCUAUGCAACAUAUGUCAUUGGUAUCACAAAUCGGGCCCCUGACACCACCAGUACAAUUUCUUAAUCAUCCGUCACAUUUAAAUUUUAAUCAAUCGGCUAUGAGCAAUCUGCUUCAUCCCACUUCGAUAACACCGGUAUCGCCGAAUCAUUCGCAUGGCAGUUUUAAUCCCCUAACUGCGUUAAGUUCCUCGUUUAUGAUGCGCCCCUCAACGGCUACACCGCCCACACCUAAACCCCUGGCAAAUGGUAAUUGUUUGUCAACGGCAACGGCUCGGGAGGCCAGUGGUUCGGUUAGUCCCGGUAUACCACCCACCUUGGAUAUGAGUAAUGUGACGAGCAUAUCUCUGCACGAGUUGUCGACUUUGGUGUAA